AUGACGCGUUUUCUCGCGGACCAGACGAACACGCAUCCUCCCUCCACGUCGUCGUCCCCGAAGAAAUACACCAGAGAUGAAUUAGAGGCUCAAUUUAUGCGGUUGUAUCGCGAAAUGUGCGCGAAGGAGGAAGAGGAGGAAGAGGAGGAGGACACCCCUCCUGCGGGAGUUGACUCUCCCGAAGACGUAAACGACGACUUUGGUCAAAAACAUCAUCGCUUUCUCGUCGGAAAAGACGACAAAGAGGACAAACAAUUGCGAGCAAAAACGUCGUACGUGAUGGACGUAUCGACCCUGGAGGAAAACGAGCGGGUAAAACUCGCGCGCGUGCGAGAACAGCAACGGAAGGACUUUGAAAUCGAAAGGUUGAAACGAACAGUUAAGAUGCUCUGCGAACAACAACAACAACAACAACAACAAAGACAAAAAGGAAACAAUGACUACGACUACGACUACAACAGCGAAAGCGAUCGACGCAAUCGAGGACGGAAAGGAAUCGAUGCGGAGAGCGUUGACGUGUUGACCGAGUACGACGCGGAGCUGAAAAGUAGAGAGAUUAUUAUCGCAGAGUUGCGCGAGGCGCUGAGCGAGACGAAGAGAAACGCCAACGCUCGGACGAUCGAGAGGAAGCCGACGAGCGCUUCGUCUUCGACGAAACUUACGCUGAACUGCAACACGAGCGACGAGAGAGAAGAGAUUUUAUUCCUCAGACGAGAGCUUCGAAAGAGUGAAAACGCUCGAGAGAAAGACUCCGCGAAGCACCUCGACCUCGCCUUGCGCGAAAAACGCGUCGCGCUUCGCGAGAAAGCCACGAAUACUCGCGAUAAACGAUUAGAACUUCUCGAAUUCGAAAGAGCGAAAAUUCUCGAACGCGCGAAAGUCGCCGAAACGAACGUCGCGCUGUUGACGUCGUCCUUAGAGAAAGUCGAGAAGCAAAAUCAAAAGUACUUGGAGCAACUCCGCGCUUCGCGCAAACGAGACGUGGUAGCGGACAGAUAUACGAACAGAGCGUAUUACUAUUAG
Molecule: messenger RNA, 1023 nt
Organism: Bathycoccus prasinos
Lineage: Eukaryota; Viridiplantae; Chlorophyta; Mamiellophyceae; Mamiellales; Bathycoccaceae
Exons: 1
Coding region: 1-1023 (340 amino acids)
Source: RefSeq, a predicted model, not a curated record